AUGGCCCCUGAAGACGAAAAGACACCCGGAGGUCUGACCCCGGGUGAAAGAGCCGACCACCACGAGGAUGGCACAUCGACAUCAACCGCCGCCAGCAUCAAGGACGACACUGCGGUCAGCAGCUCCCAUUCGGAUGAAGGUCCUUCGAGGGUUAUGAACCACGAGAUUGAGGCUCUUGCACGACAACUCACCAGAGCUUCUACCACAGUCGGCGCCGAACUUCAUGCUUUCUGUCCUCAGCCCGGCACCCGACUUGAUCCCGGUUCGCCCAACUUUGAUGCACGAGCAUGGGUCAAGGCCUUUGUCAAGCUCGACGAGUCCGAGGCUGGCUCUGCACCUCCUCGCAGUCUCGGUGUCGCCUUUCGAGACCUCAAUGUCUUUGGAUGGGGUACCGGUGCUGAACAUCAGAAGAGUGUUAUCGAUUAUCCAUUGGAUGUUGUCAAGUCUUUGGUUGAUCUCUUGAGUCCUCGAAAGAAGAGACGUGUCGAUAUUCUUCGCAACUUUGAGGGUGUUGUGGAGGAGGGCGAGUUGCUUCUUGUGCUUGGACCUCCUGGCUCUGGUUGUUCUACUCUUCUCAAGACCAUUGCGGGUGAAACAGCUGGUCUUGACGUUGACCCCCAGUCGUACAUGAACUUCCGAGGUAUCGAAGAAAGCCACAUGCGAACCUCGUUCCGCGGCGAUGUCCUCUACAACGCAGAAGUCGACACCCACCUCGCCCACCUCACAGUCGGCGAGACCCUCUCCUUCGCCGCAAGUGCCCACUCCCGCCGUCACGUCCCCGGCGGCGUGACCCGCGCACAGGCGGAUACAAUGAUGCGCGACGUCAUGAUGGCCAUCUUUGGCAUCAGCCACACUGUCGACACACGAGUUGGCGAUGACUUUGUUCGAGGUGUUAGUGGUGGUGAGAGGAAGCGUGUUAGCAUUGCCGAGGCUGCUCUCACAGGUGCCAAGUUGCAGUGCUGGGAUAACACUACGCGCGGAUUGGAUAGUGGGAACGCUAUCAACUUUUGCAAGACUUUGCGGCUGCAGGCUGAUCUUGUGGGAGUUGCUGGUGCUGUUGCUAUCUACCAGGCACCUCAGUCAGCUUACGAUUUGUUCGAUCGUGUUACUGUUCUAUACGAGGGACGGCAGAUCUUCUUUGGCAAGAUCACCGAAGCAAAGCAAUACUUUGAAGGCCUCGGCUUCGAGUGCCCUGAUCGACAAACCACUCCCGACUUCCUCACCUCAAUGACUAGCCCUCAAGAGCGUCGAGUGAAGCCCGGCUAUGAACGCACAGCCCCCCGAACCCCCGAUGAAUUCGCCGAACGAUGGCAAGCCAGUGAACCUCGCAAGCAGCUCCUCCGCGAACUCUCUGAAUACGAGGAGAACCAUCCUCACGAGGAGCGUCUGGCUGAAUAUCAAACCUCUCGUCGCGCAGAGCAGUUCAAGGGCCAGCGUGCCAAGUCUCCCUACACCAUCUCGUAUGCGCACCAGGUCAGACUCACGCUCUGGCGCAGCUGGCGCAGGUUGCUUGCUGAUCCUGGAUUCACGAUUGCUUCGCUCUUGUUCAACUUGAUCAUGGCGCUGGUUUUGGGAAGUAUGUUUUACAACCUCAAGAAUGAUUCGUCGACAUUCUACUACAGAGGAGGAAGCAUCUUCUUCUCGCUGCUGUUCAACGCCUUUGCUAGUCAGCUCGAGGUCCUGACUGUCUAUGUAGAGCGUCCCGUGGUUGAAAAGCACAACCGCUACGCCUUCUAUCACCAGUCCACCCAAGCCAUUGCCAGCUACCUCAUCGACCUUCCUUAUAAGACGGCCAACAUGUUUGUCUUCAAUAUCACUGUGUACUUUAUGGCCCAUCUGCGAAGAGAGGCAGGCAACUUCUUCUUCUUCUGCCUUACCUCAUACCUCACCACCUUGGUCAUGUCAAGCCUCUACCGCACGCUUGCCUGCCUGACUCGCACCUCUCACCAAGCCAUGGUUCCAUCCGCUAUUCUUAGUCUCGGCUUGAUGAUCUACACCGGCUUCACUAUCCCCACUGACUACAUGCUUGGGUGGUCUCGCUGGAUGAACUACAUCAACCCCCUGGCCUAUGCGUUCGAGGCCCUUAUGGCGAAUGAGUUCCACAACAGAGAGUUCCCUUGCGCCCAAAUGGUUCCCCGCGGCGGCAGCUACGAUGAUCUCCCUCCCGAGUCGAGGAUUUGCGCUGUUGUGGGCGCUGAGCCUGGAUCGAACGUUGUCAGCGGCGACAGGUACAUCAACAUGUCAUUUGACUACAGCAACGCUCACAAGUGGCGAAAUGUUGGUAUCCUGUGUGGUUUCCUCGUUGCCUUCUUCCUCACCUACAUCAUCUCGGCCGAAUACGCCAAGCCCCCUCAGAGCAAGGGUGAAGUCCUCGUCUUCCGCAAGGGCAAGAUGCCUCCUUCCCUUAAGGAGAGCAGCAAGGGUGACUCUGAAGCUCAAAAGACUGAACGACCUGUCGUGGCUGAAAAGAUUGCCAACAAUGGAUCCAGCGGUCUCGCUGCUGGUGCAUCCGUGUUUCACUGGGAGGAUCUUUGCUAUGAUAUUCAGAUCAAGGGUAAUGAGCGACGUCUUUUGGAUCAUGUUGAUGGCUGGGUCAAGCCCGGCAUGUCCACAGCAUUGAUGGGUGUUUCUGGUGCCGGAAAAACGACUCUCCUUGAUGUCCUCGCUACUCGUGUCACCAUGGGUGUCGUCAGCGGAGACACUCGCAUCGACGGAAAGCCAACCGACUCUUCAUUCCAGCACCGCGUCGGCUACGUUCAGCAACAGGAUGUCCACUUGAACACCAUGACAGUCCGUGAAGCUCUCGAGUUCAGCGCCCUCCUUCGUCAAUCCGCAGAGAUCUCCCGUGAAGAGAAGAUCAAGUACGUCGAACAGGUCAUUGAAAUGCUCGACAUGCAGGAAUUCUCCGACGCUGUUAUUGGAACGCCUGGUGAGGGUCUCAACGUCGAGCAAAGGAAGCGUCUUACUAUCGGUGUCGAACUGGCUGCUCGUCCUCAACUGCUCGUCUUCCUCGAUGAACCUACUUCGGGUCUCGACUCUCAGACUUCAUGGGCUAUUUGUGAUCUGAUUGAAAAGUUGACCGCUAGCGGUCAGGCUGUUCUCUGCACUAUCCAUCAACCUUCGGCUAUGCUGUUCCAGCGAUUUGACAGGCUGCUUUUGCUCGCCCCUGGAGGAAGGACUGUCUACUUUGGAGACCUCGGAAACGAAUCCAAGACCCUCCUCGAGUACUUUGAACGAAACGGUGCCCCUACCUGCCCUCCUGAUGCCAACCCCGCCGAGUACAUGCUUCAAAUCAUCAAGCCUACUCACGAUGACGAGGACGUUAUCGACUGGCACCAGGUCUGGAGAAACUCCCCCGAGUUCAAGGACGUCAAGAAGGAGCUUGCAAGACUGAACUCUCUGGCAUCUACCCAGCCUGAAGGUUCCUCUGCAUUCGCUGACGGUGAUGCAUCUCAGCACCAUGAAUUUGUGGCUUCCUUCAUGACGCAGUUCCGGGAGGUUCUUAUCCGUACUUGGAAGCACUUCUGGCGGUCUCCUACCUACAUCUGGUCCAAGACUAUCCUGAUUGUUCUCGCUUCACUGUAUCUCGGCUUCAGUUUCAACGCCAACAACAGUAUCCAAGGUCUCCAAAACCAACUCUACGCCAUCUUCAUGUACCUCAUCAUAUUUGGCAACAUCAACGAGCAGAUCAUGCCCAUGUUUAUUCCCCAGCGCGCCCUCUACGAAGUCCGCGAGAGACCCUCCAAGAUUUACCGAUGGAACACCUACAUCCUGGCCAACAUCCUCGUUGAGGUCGCAUGGAACAGCCUCAUGGCUGUCAUCAUGUACUUUUGCUGGUACUAUCCCGUGGGCUUUGUGCAAAACACCACGUCCGACGAUGUCAGCACUCGUGGAUUCCUCGUCUUCCUCUUCCUCCUCAUGUUCAUGCUCUUCACGAGCACCUUCUCUCACUUCGCCAUUGUGUGGAUUGAGACUGCCGAGGAGGCCGGUGUUCUCGCCUCGCUUAUGUGGAUGCUUUGCAUUUCUUUCUGCGGCGUCGGUGUCCCUUAUCGCGACAUCCCCAAGUUCUGGACAUUCAUGUACCGCACAUCUCCUGGCACAUACCUUGUCAGCGGCAUCAUGUCGACCGCUGUAUACGGCUCUAACGUUGAAUGUGCCGACAACGAGGUUCUUCACAUGGCGGCCCCUGCCAACAUGACUUGUGAAAGCUUUAUGGGUCCCUUCGUCCAGGAGGCAGGAGGAUAUCUUCUCAACCCCCUGUCUUCAGACACCUGCCAAUACUGCAGCCUCGCUUCGACGGAGCAAUUUCUGAAGAAUUUCGAGAUUGACUACAGCGACAGGUGGUGGCAAUUUGGCCUCCUGUGGGUCUACAUCGCCUUCAACAUUGGUGCUACUCUCGGUCUUUACUGGUACUUCCGAGUGCCCAAGGGCGCCGGAGUCAAGCGAAAGUAG
Fusarium keratoplasticum is the source of this 4452-nucleotide messenger RNA. RefSeq lists its product as uncharacterized. Gene Ontology annotation, molecular function: ATP hydrolysis activity; ABC-type transporter activity; ATP binding. The transcript has 11 exons. NCBI's taxonomy places the organism in Eukaryota, Fungi, Ascomycota, Sordariomycetes, Hypocreales, Nectriaceae. Gene Ontology annotation, biological process: transmembrane transport. Bases 1 to 4452 code for a protein of 1483 amino acids. Gene Ontology annotation, cellular component: membrane. The record is from RefSeq and is a predicted model, not a curated record.